Molecule: messenger RNA, 3063 nt
Organism: Laetiporus sulphureus 93-53
Lineage: Eukaryota; Fungi; Basidiomycota; Agaricomycetes; Polyporales; Laetiporaceae
Product: DUF221-domain-containing protein
Exons: 15
Coding region: 68-2938 (956 amino acids)
Cellular component (GO): plasma membrane
Molecular function (GO): calcium-activated cation channel activity
Source: RefSeq, a predicted model, not a curated record
GCGACUGACGCAGACACUCUGUGACGUUUCCUGCAGAGCUCUGGCCUCUUUUCUACGCGUACUUACGAUGACCAGCCAACUAUUCGACGAGUGGCUGACCGCCAUGACCUACGACGACGGCGAGCCGGGCCUACCGCCGGGAACGCCUCCAACACAGAAGUUUGAAGGUCCAUGGUUUACCACGCAACUCUUGCUUUCUUCCAGUAUUGGUCUUGUAUCGUUCCUCGUGUUCUGCUUCUGUCGCACGCGAUGGCCCCUUGUGUUUGCUCCUCGUACCAAGUUGAAAGGCUUUUCGCCUCAUGAGGCUCACGCACAUCAAGCAUUCUUCGGUUGGAUUAUACCCACUAUUCGCACAUCCGAGUUCUCUGUGCUACAGAUCGUUGGAUUGGAUGCAGCUGUGCUUCUCAACUUCUUCAAGAUGUCUUUCAUGCUGUUCUCAAUCUGCUCCGUCUUCGCGGUAACGAUACUCAUGCCACUCAAUCUUAGGAAUAACAUCGAUAUUGGGGAUGGCAGCGAAGACAAUGAGACCGACUGGCGUACCAUUAUCGCCGCUCCUGGCAAUUCCACAUCGCGCGAUUGGCUCGAUCUCGUCAGCGAUGCCAACUCAUAUCUAUCCGUCCACUUCCUUUUCACCUAUCUGUUCACUAUCCUAGCCCUCCGUGCGAUACACCACAACUACAAACGAUUCAUUCGCGCGCGCCAGUUGUUCUCUCUGGAACUCGUCCAUUCGAUAUCUGCGCGGACAGUCAUGGUCACCCACCUCCCCAAACACCUACGUAGUGAGAGAGCGGUAGCGGAGUACUUCGAGCGGAUGGAUCUCAGCGUCGAGAGCGUCAGCAUAUGCAGAGAGGUCGAAACGCUGAAACGGCUCUUGGACAAACGUACAGCGACAUUGCUGAAGCUGGAGGCGGCUUGGGUUAAAUAUGUCGGGAAUCCCAGUAUCAUAGAUCUCGAACGCGAGAGUCGCCGCCUGUUGGAUGCAGGAGAAGCCGAUAUCGAACCUGUCCAUCCGGUGGUUCCGGGUCGUAGACGGCCGACCAUUCAUCCAAGUUGGUUCAGUCGGAGAGUAGACGCGCUGAAGUACUUAGACGAGCAAUUCCAGAUGGCGGACGAGUUGGUCCAGAAGCAGCGAAGAACUGGCCGUUUCAAAGCAACGCAUGUUGCCUUUGUCACCUUUGAGAAGAUGUCUAGUGCGCAAGUGGCAGCCCAGACAGUCCAUGCGCCAGCUCCCAAUCAAUGCAUGACGCAUCUUGCCCCUGAGCCCCGCGACAUUGUAUGGGCAAACAUCAGCCACUCGCCGACGUCGAAGCGCGUUCGCGAGCUGAUUGUCUUCUCCGCAAUGUGUCUCCUGCUUCUGUUCUGGCUUAUCCCGACGUCCGCUCUUGCGAGUCUGCUUAGCUAUAAAGAGAUCAAGAAAGUGAUGCCUCGCCUUGGCCGACUAAUCGAUACAAACGAACAAGUCCGCGCGAUUGUACAGAACUCGCUUCCUUCAGUGGCAAUCAUUACACUGAAUGCCCUGUUGCCGUUUCUAUUGGAAGCGCUUACCUAUUUUCAGGGAUAUCCCGCCCGUAGCUGGAUUGAGUAUUCGCUCUUGAAGAAGUACUUUCUCUUCUUAUUGGUGAACGUCGUCUUCAUAUUCUUGGUAGCCAGUACCUACUGGCAGCUUGUUCGGGAUCUCGCCAGCUCGCCUGCUAAGGGAGUUCAGAAGCUCGCCGACGCGCUGGCUGCAGGGAAAGCCAGACAUUUCUUCUUGUCAUAUGUAAUCCUGCAAGGGCUUGGCAUUAUGCCGCUACAGCUGCUUAAUUUCGGAACAAUCAUUCCACGUCUCGUCUAUCGUCUCUUCAUCACACGGACCCCUAGAGAUUAUGCGGAACUGAACGCACCGCCGAUGAUCAACUACGGCGUUGUGUAUCCACAGGCGAUCCUGAUAUUCGUCAUCACACUGUUGUAUAGUGUCAUUCAGCCGCUGAUUUUGAUAUUCGGCGCACUAUAUUUCGGUGUCGGGUAUGUUGUCUACAAGUACAAGCUGCUAUUCGUGUUCUACAAACCCUACGAGUCCCAAGGACAAGCAUGGCCGAUCACGUUUGCACGUCUUAUUUGGGGCGUCAUCAUAUUCAUCCUCUUCAUGACCGGCAUCUUCGUCUUGAAGAAAUCCUUUGUCCUCUCCACUCUCCUCGUUCCACUGCUAGCCGGCACCAUUUUUUGGUCAUGGCAGAUAGCUAAAGCAUUUCGUCCACUUAGCAAGUAUGUCAACCUGAGCUCAGUGUUUGAAGUUCAGCGUGGAGAAGAUACCGCAGAUGUGGUGCGCUUGAGGAGCGGCCAUCCAGUGACAUGGUCACAAAGUAAUCUGAAUCAUCGGCGAUAUGCACAAAACGAUGAGACAUUGUAUGUUGCGCCUGAAGAUGACCGCACUGACUAUUCACAGCCACCCAUGGCAAAUUGGUAUAGCGGUGUCCUGAACACAGGAAAAAGAAGAUAUGGCCACCCAGCCAUCAAUGGUGUCCUGCCAUCACCUUGGCUGCCUCAUAAGCAACUCAUUGCAUCAAGAGCAGGUGAAAACCCUGCUGUCGUACUAACACUGCGCAAGCGGCGUAGUGUUCAGGCAAAUGACAAUCUACCGGACGCCCGACAGCCGGUCGGAGAUCAAGCACUCUCUCCAGGAGGUCACCAGCCGGCUGGUUUGAACAUUGGUCUACCUCAUUCUCCAACGCUACACCGUCAGAUUAGCUAUGAUCACAGUUCAGGAGUAAUGGUGUUGCCUGAAAGUGAUAACUGGUUAAGUGACAAUAGUGAUUCAGAUGGAACAGAUGUUGGUGCAGCCUCUGGGCAGGGAUUAGGUGGGCCAGAUGGACAAGGUGAAAAUGCUGUAAUGUCUGGUAAGCAACACAGUACAUAUUAUCAUCAUCCAGAGCGACGCAGAACAAUGCUACCUCAGUAGCCGAGCAUUAUUAUAUGAUAAAAGGUUGUCUCACUUUCCGUUCCAACCUAAGAGAACCCCUAGGAUAAAUAAAGUCUGCUAUCCUACUGUAGGGUAGAUUGUCUAUAGUCCAGUGAGAGAAUUAC